Messenger RNA from Cottoperca gobio, 1624 nucleotides. RefSeq names its product NADH:ubiquinone oxidoreductase complex assembly factor 1 (gene ndufaf1). The transcript is spliced from 5 exons. Gene Ontology annotation, biological process: mitochondrial respiratory chain complex I assembly; mitochondrial electron transport, NADH to ubiquinone. Lineage: Eukaryota; Metazoa; Chordata; Actinopteri; Perciformes; Bovichtidae. The coding region runs from base 438 to 1304 and encodes 288 amino acids. Gene Ontology annotation, cellular component: mitochondrion. The record is from RefSeq and is a predicted model, not a curated record.
UGCGCGCUCGUAUUGGUACCAUAGUUACGGUUGGGCUUUAUAUAUAUAUAUAUCAGUGUAAUAAAAUGUAUAUUAAUAAUUGUGCUUAUCAUACAUAAUAAGCAGUUUAAAUUAAGAAUAUAUUAGGCCAGGAUGCGAGGAUAUUGACAAUUAGCUUAGAGUGGAACUACAUAUUGACAGUGAAUGCGUUAAGUAGGACGGAAAUAGUCGGUGCACCACGGCUACAUUCAAGGUCUAAAAUAAAUCAACCUUUUACAGUUUGUAGCUAAUCUGUUCGGCUACACGAGCAGAUUAUACGUGUUUCAAUCCAUACCGGGGUGUUUAAACAUGACUUGAUUAUUUAGUUUAUUUUAUUAAUUAAUUUAAGAACAGAAGUCGGUGAAAUAUCCAUCUGUUGGUACAACACGACCACAUGAAUCGUCCACGUCACGACUGAAAUGUCUCUGCCAAAGAUGGCACGCCUGCCCUCAGUGAGGCUGCUGAGCUCCAUCCAGCAGCAGCUGCUCCCCUCCAUCGCUCCUCUCACGGAGCCCAGAAGAGCUGCGAGUCGGUAUGAAUACAGACGACCCGGCGAGCCCAAAAAAGACAAAUAUCCAUUUCAGCCGGUCAACUUUAGCUUCUCGAAGGGUUUGGAGGGCAUAAAGAAGCAUUUCGCCCUGCUGAAGAAGGAGGUUACUGACCGCUGGGUCGGGCCAGAAGGCAAACCCCUCCUGGAGCACAUGUUGGAGCAGAACCAGGUGUUAUGGGAGUUCAGAGGUCCAGAGAGCCUGAAGCAGUGGACGGUGUCCUCGGAUCAUGAGAUAGGAGGCCAAAGUGAAGCUCACUUAAAGCUUGGCAGAAACAACGAUACCUGUUUUCUGUACGGGACUCUGAGCUCUACUCCUCCGAGAGACGGAGAAACGCGCUACAGUGGCUACUGCACCAUGCGCUCUCAGCAACCACUGCGUUCAUUCGAUCGGAAAAAACACUUCGAUUGGUCCAAUUUCAACACUCUGCACCUGCGCGUGCGCGGAGACGGCCGUCCCUGGAUGAUCAAUCUCGCCACAGAAACAUACUUCUCUCACCAGGGCGACGACAUGUACAAUUAUUUCCUGUACACCAGGGGAGGCCCCUACUGGCAGGAAGUCAAGAUACCAUUCUCCAAGUUCUUCCUCACGUCCCGCGGGAGGAUACAGGACAGCCAGCAUUGCGUCUGGCUGGACAAGGUGAACACCAUUGGAUUUACUUUGGGGGAUAAAGCCGACGGUCCCCUUCCAGCUGGAGAUCGAUUUCAUUGGCGCCAGCAAAGACUACGCUCACAUUGAGGAGUUUGCCUACGAGCAGUACAAGAGGAAUCCUGAAGUUUGAGGGAAACCCGUUGGUGAAUAAUGUCGGCGUUAUACCGAAGCUACCAAUAAACAAACGUACGUCAGUCACACGCCAUCAUCCCAACACGUUGUAAGACGUGUAUGUGGAUGACACGGUACCUGACACCGGCUGGUUCUAAGAAUGUCAUCAUGUGGAGGAGACGUGACCUCCCCAGGACAUCUACAGGUGAUAUAAUAACACGUCUUCAGUGCGGCGUGUGACACGUGCAGAUGAAGUCAAGCAACCAAUAAAAAUACUUGUCGUGUAAAUUCUGAAA